UCAAAUGGAGUGUAUAAAUAAUUAAAUAUCAUACCUUUUUAUUUGAAGCCUUAAAAUACUUUCGAAUGGGCCUGUAAAUUCUUAUUUUGAAACGACAAUAAAAAUCCACUAAGAAGCCUGUGGUAUCUGACAAUUUUGCCAACAACGAUGUCCACACACACACAACAUUUAUCAUCAUCACAGAGAGCCGUAGAAGAAAAGAAACAGAGAAUGGUGGUGUUAGGGAUACAGUCUCUUAAUUGGUACGUACAUGGCGGAUUCAUGGAGAAGAAGAAAAAACAUCUGAUGGGUAUUGUAAGAGCCACUGAAAGAGACGACUCACCUUCUUCUUCUUCUUCACAAAGAUUCGAAAUCGAUAGAGAUAAAGCUAGAGAAGCUCUGAAACAGCUUGACCAACAAAUCGAAUCUCAAGCCGAUGAAAAACCAAGAACCUUCGUCAAGACAUCAUCGGACGUUGUCAGAACAAGUAGUGGAGGUUCUUCAUCAAUGGAUCCGUUCAUGUUUGAAGAACCACCUGAGAUGUCCGGAUCGUUCCUCACAACUACAGCUUUUCUUCUCUUAGCUUUUACUCUGUUCUAUAAUAUUUUGUUCUUUACAGUUAUUAAACCAUCCAUGGAUGGACCAGAAUCAGUUCCAGCAGACAAGAGAGUAGCUAUGUCUGAUUCUGAACUUGUCCAGUUUCCACUUUCGUCUUUUCCUGAAAACACUAUCAAACAGUAAAACCACAAAAUGUUUUAUCAUA
Messenger RNA from Brassica napus (rape), 742 nucleotides. RefSeq lists its product as uncharacterized. The transcript has a single exon. Bases 148 to 720 code for a protein of 190 amino acids. The record is from RefSeq and is a predicted model, not a curated record. NCBI's taxonomy places the organism in Eukaryota, Viridiplantae, Streptophyta, Magnoliopsida, Brassicales, Brassicaceae.